Hydra vulgaris (swiftwater hydra) is the source of this 1246-nucleotide messenger RNA. RefSeq names its product ADP-ribosylhydrolase ARH3. Lineage: Eukaryota; Metazoa; Cnidaria; Hydrozoa; Anthoathecata; Hydridae. Gene Ontology annotation, cellular component: nucleus; mitochondrion. The record is from RefSeq and is a predicted model, not a curated record.
GUUGAAGAUAACUUCGGCAAUUGAUCGUGUCGCAAUAAAUCACAGAAAGAUUUUACUGGAGAAUUUUUUAGUUAAUUUCGAUAAUUUUAUUUUUAUUUCCCGUUAACAUUUGUGAGAAAAAAACUCAGCAAAACCUGGUUCCUCGAAAAGUAUGUUAAAAAUUGCCAGAGAUAGAUUUCAAGGAUGCUUGGUGGGAUCAGUCAUAGGAGAUUGUCUAGGUGCUCCUUUUGAGAUGCAGAACUGGAAUGAAAAUGGAAUUCCUAGACAGAAAAUAUUAAGUGUAAUAAAUCCAAAGGAGUUAGCGGACAGAUCCAUUCAAUUAAAAUAUACAGAUGAUACAGCAAUGGCAAAAUCUGUUUGUUCAUCAUUACUUCAAUGUAAAGAGUUUGAUGCAGUUGAUAUGGCAAAGAGAUUCACAGAAGAAUAUUUUAAAGAACCUGACAGAGGAUAUGGAUCCAAUAUUGUUUUUAUUUUUGAACAAUGGAAAAACGCAAUGAAAACUGAAUUAAAUUUAAAAAAUGUGUUGUAUCCUUCAACUUCACAAUUCGAUGGGAAAGGUUCCUAUGGCAAUGGUGCAGCCAUGAGAGUUUCAUGUAUAGCUUUAUUUACACUAUCUUUGGAAGAUUGUAUUGAGCUGGCGAAGAAAGCCUCCAUUUUAACUCAUAGUAACAAGAAUGGGUAUAAUGGAGCUAUUUUACAAGCUCUUUCAGUUAGAAAAGCUAUUAGAGCUUCAUGUGAUAUCGAUCCAAUUGUAUUUGUUGAUGAGUUAAUUGAUGAAAUGAAACAUGUAGAAUCUUUUUCUGGUGAAGUUAAGAGAAAUACAGAAUCAUUGUAUGACUGGACACGUUCACAAAGUUUUUCCUUUACUCACCAGCUUGAAAUUAUUAAAAAACUUCUUAUUGUAAAUAAUACAGAAAGCAAAGAGAAUGACAUUAAACUUGUAAAUUCAGUCCUUGGUCGAGAUAUUUCAGCUCAACAAGCUGUUCCAGCUGCGCUCUUCUCUUUUCUUCGAAAUUUAAAAUUUGGGUUUGAAGAAACUUUAUAUUAUGCUAUUUCAUUAGGUGGCGAUACUGAUACCAUAGCUGCUAUGUGCGGUGCAAUAGCUGGCAGUUACUAUGGUUUAAAAUCUAUUCCACAGAGCUGGUUUGAUGUUUGUGAAUUUUCAAAAGAAAUGCAACAGUUUGCUGAUGAUUUUUUUGAAUUGCAUAAAUCUUAAGUAUAAUAGAAGUGCAUAAGCAUAAGUAUA